CCCAGGUUUGGCCGACCGUAGUCCAUCCGCAUCUUUCACAAUAUGUUGUACACCUCUCCCUCUCUCUCUUCUUGUAAUAAUUUCUUCUUGUUUGUCUUUGUACCCAUUUCUUUAUAAAAAUUCUUGAUCCAUAAAACCAUCUUUGCUUAUUGUCCACCCUUUCUCUCUUGUUAAAAAAAAAAAAUUCUACUUGAUCUGCCAAUCUACCUACAAUUUUGAGCAUUAAAAGAUGUCAAUGGACUCGGUAUCUGAACGGGUUUGUUAUGUUCACUGCAACUUCUGCAACACCAUUUUAGCGGUGAGUGUUCCAAGCAGCAAUUUGUUCGCUAUUGUGACGGUUAGAUGUGGGCAUUGUGCAAAUUUGCUGUCUGUUAAUAUGGGAUCUUCACUUCAGACAUUUCCUCUUCAAGAUCCCCAGCAUAAACAGUCGCAGAAAGUGCACUUAAGCACUGAAGAUUUAAACAAGGAUUGUGGAUCAUCUUCAAAAUGCAACAAGGUCACUGCAUUUGAGUCUGGUGAUGAUCAUGAACCACCUAGAAUGCCUCCCGUCCGCCCUCCAGAGAAGAGACAACGUGUUCCUUCUGCAUAUAACAGGUUCAUUAAGGAGGAAAUUCAAAGGAUCAAGGCUAGUAAUCCUGACAUCAGCCACAGGGAAGCUUUUAGCACAGCGGCAAAAAAUUGGGCACAUUUUCCUCACAUUCACUUUGGGCUGAAGCUGGAGGGAAACAAGCAUGCAAAAGUAGAUCACCAGACAUUUGCAGGAGAGGGUACUCAUAAAUCUACUGGAUUCUACGAUAUCAAUGGCAGCCUGUGAGUUAGGAAUGAUAGAAUUAUCAAGUUUUAUUUAUGUAUAAUAAUAAUAACAACAAUAAUAAUAAUUAAAACAAUAACAAUUGUAAUUUGAGGCUGAAACGAAGGUGAUCUCAUGGUAUCCUAUAACCAAAUAGGAAGCCCUCUUGAAAGCCUCACCAACUUUAUUUUCGUUUUUCUUCUUUACUUUUUUUUUCAGUAAUAUUAUAUGAAAAAAUGUAUUGAGUGUGUGUUUUGCCUUUCCUUACACUCUAAGAAGUGGAUGCUAUUCUAGUGAUUAAUGCAUUUCUGUUUGAAACUUUA
This is a messenger RNA of Manihot esculenta (cassava), 1113 nucleotides long. RefSeq names its product putative axial regulator YABBY 2. Gene Ontology annotation, cellular component: nucleus. Lineage: Eukaryota; Viridiplantae; Streptophyta; Magnoliopsida; Malpighiales; Euphorbiaceae. The transcript has 6 exons. The record is from RefSeq and is a predicted model, not a curated record. The coding region runs from base 230 to 814 and encodes 194 amino acids. Gene Ontology annotation, biological process: multicellular organism development; cell fate commitment.